AUGCUCACCGAAUCCGGACAAUGGACAGUACAACGACAGACUAGAUAUGGAUUUUCAGCUGUUGCAUGUGAUCAGACAAUUGAACAAACAGUUAAUAGAGAGUCUAAAACUUCAGGGGGAAUAACUAGUAUUACAUUGAACAGAAAUGCAGUAAGAAGAUGGAUAUUGUCCCAAAGUCAAAGAACAGCUAUACAUCACCAGUGUGAAAUCUUGGCAGGGCUAACAGGGACAAAUCGAGAUAGAGUCCACCUUGAUGCAUCAAAGAAUAAAUGUGACAGAGAUUCUAUACAAAGAAUUGUUGAGUGUAUAGAACAGAUGAUAAACCCAUUCAGUUAUGAUCAACCAGAAAUGACCAGCAUAAGCUCAGGUGUUGUUGCUAGUGAUGAAAUCAGUGCUGAUCUUAUGAGUGCGGAAGAAGUUGGCGAAGUUGCCUUAAAUAAUUAUAUUGAAGAGCGUCUUACUUCUGAUAAGAAGAAAUAUGAUCCAAUAAAGCAAGUCAAUUGA
Messenger RNA from Lottia gigantea (owl limpet), 504 nucleotides. RefSeq lists its product as hypothetical. The transcript has a single exon. NCBI's taxonomy places the organism in Eukaryota, Metazoa, Mollusca, Gastropoda, Lottiidae. The record is from RefSeq and is a predicted model, not a curated record. Bases 1 to 504 code for a protein of 167 amino acids.